Myotis myotis is the source of this 1012-nucleotide messenger RNA. RefSeq names its product apolipoprotein D (gene APOD). Gene Ontology annotation, molecular function: cholesterol binding. The record is from RefSeq and is a predicted model, not a curated record. NCBI's taxonomy places the organism in Eukaryota, Metazoa, Chordata, Mammalia, Chiroptera, Vespertilionidae. The transcript has 5 exons. The coding region runs from base 177 to 746 and encodes 189 amino acids. Gene Ontology annotation, biological process: tissue regeneration; brain development; lipid transport.
GAACUGCAGGGGGGUGUGGCAUGCAUUAAAAUUAAACGUCAGUGACCUGAUGAAGCUUAUAAAAUAACCUGGGAGAAGCCAGUCACCCAAACAAGGCAUCUCCAAUUGGGUGAUUUUGCAUCUGGAAACUGCCUUCAUCUUGAUAAAAAGGUUCCAUCUCAGCCACCAGCCCCAAGAUGGUGACUGCCCUGCUGCUGCUUUCAGCACUGGCCGGCCUCUUCCGUGCGGCAGAGGGACAAGCAUUCCAUCUCGGGAAGUGCCCAACUCCUCCUGUGCAGGAGAAUUUUGACGUGAAUAAGUAUCUUGGAAGAUGGUAUGAAAUUGAGAAGAUCCCAGUGAGCUUUGAGAAGGGAAGCUGCAUCCAAGCCAACUACUCACUAAUGGAAAACGGAAACAUCAAAGUGAUAAACCAGGAGCUGAGAUCUGAUGGAACUGUGAACAAAAUUGAAGGCGAAGCCUCCCAGAGCAACUUUACCGAGCCCGCCAAGCUGGGAGUAAAGUUUUUCUGGUUGAUGCCUUCGGCUCCGUACUGGGUCCUGGCCACCGACUACGAGAACUACGCCCUCGUGUACUCCUGUACCACAAUCGUCUGGCUGUUUCAUGUAGAUCAUGUUUGGAUCUUGGGAAGAAACCCAUAUCUCCCUCCAGAAACAGUGACCCAUCUAAAAGAUAUCCUGACCUCUAAUAACAUUGACAUCGAGAAAAUGACCAUCACAGAUCAAGGGAACUGCCCCGAGUUCCUGUAAUGAGGCAGGAGGCUGCAUUCACCCCAUGUUCCUUCUUUUGCUUUGCUUUUCCCCCACCCAUCCACCUCUCAUGACAAUAAGCCAACCCACCAUGGCAAACCAUCGCAACUACAGAAGGAAACUUAACAGCAGGAGCCAGUGGAGAGGAACUCAAGGAAAAUUGGCCCAAACACUUAGACGUACACUACCUGUUUCCUUGCAUGCCUAAUAAUAAACUUUUUUGCUGACCUGCUGUACUCACAGUAAAUUCUGAUUUGGAACAAUUA